GUGGCGCCACUGGAAAACAAACAUCACCGCCAGUGGUAGUAGGAAUCUGUGUAUAUAUGUAAAUGUAUGUCGCUGUACAUUCUAACCACUAAGUAGCCGCAAAAACUAACAAUUCUUUAUUUAUCUAAAAUAUGCUAAAAUAACUUAUUAGGAGUGUCGAUUAAAGAAUAAUUGAGUAUAAGUAAGAGAAUAAUAGGAAGACAAUAUUAUGGAUUACCGCCAAGUGCCUCCGGUUAUGGAGGAUACUCCUCAGAAGCCAAAGCACGCGUCACAUUCUCUCCCCCCUCGUGCAAAUGCACCAGUAGAUCAUCAUCUGGGUGAUGAAAGCACUUCGUCAGUCGACACAACAAAUGUAUCCAUAGAGAUACCGGAUGAGAAAUCAAUUCCCGCGCAUCAUGUCUUGACACCAUUGAAGGAAAAUGUCGCCAUUUUGUGUGAGAAUAGUCCGUCAAUGGACUUGUUAAUCCGUCGCAUGAAUCGCCUAGGAUUGAAGACUCCAGUUGACGCGAUUAAAUCUAGGAGACCUGGUCUUCUGCUCAACAGGACUAUUGGGACUCAAGAUGUUGUCCAGCAAGAAUCCACUCAUCAAACUCUCAGAAGGACUUUAUUUGAUGAAUCAGUCUCUGAGGAAAAAUCUCAGUCACCAAUAGAAAUUGAAAAUGAUUUGCUAAGUAUUGUUCUUGAGCGAACUCAUAGUCGUUGCAAGCGAUUAUCUGAUCAGUUUUCUUUUUCAGAAUCAUUUUUACCAACAGAUUUAAUUCCCUGGGAUUCCUCGACAGGACAUGAGACCAGUGAGAUGAUGCCUGAGGAUCAGGAUGUUAGUAGUUUACUUGAGAUUGAUUCAAAAGCCGACAAAGAGGCAAAAAAUUCUCAGGUUAAAAUCGGAGUAGAUAAAUUUGAUGUUGAUGAAGGUAAAGAUGUUGAAGAAUGCAAGAUAACAAGCACAUCAGACGAAUCAGCGUCAGCUCAACUCCAGUGUCUUCAAUUAGCAGAAAAUCAUCAGCUUAAUGAAAGUUUCAUCUAUGUAUCUCAAGUAUUUUUGUGUUUACAGCUCUCAAACAAGCAUGCUGCAAAAAAGCAAGCAACCUGCGGUCAAGAAUCUCAAGCUGAGAAAGUUGAGCACCCGUCCAAAGACAACAUGGGAGAAGAUAUAUUACAAAAAGCCAUAGACGAGAAAAUGGGGGCUUUGUUGAAGAAAGAACAACUGACCUUGGUUCGAAAUAGCUUUUUGAAAAGUUUUCAUAAUGAGUGUGCUAAAAUAACUGAUGCAUGGGAUGAAAAGUCUCAAAAUUUAUCAUCUGAAGCUGAAAAAACAGUCAACGAGCCGGCGAUGGAUUCUGACGAUAAAAUAAAAGUCCAGAGUAACUUGGUGGAGCAAGAUUCUGCUGCUAAGAAAGAAAUAAAAGUUCAGGAGGACUUAAGAAAAGAACAUUCAACGUCGUCAAAAAUAAGCUCUGGAGAGAUCAAAGAUUUACAAUGCAUGUCAUCGAGGUCUAGUUGUUCGGACGAAUCGAUGGCUUGUGAUCCUAAAUCUGAUCAUUCAGAAAUCUCCAGUGUCUCAGUCAACUUGGAAAGUUCAAAGUCUUUGAAGAGCAAAGAUUACUCGUCUAUGUCAUCUUUACAAUCGAGCAUUUCCAACGAGUCAGUAGCUGGAACAGUUGCAUCUGAAGCUCGAGACAAUUCUAGUCUUCUGGUAAACAUCGGAAGUCCAGCGCGGCCAAAAAGUUUGAUUGUCAGCAAAAAUGCAUCUUGUUUAUCUCACUCGCAAUUAAGUGACUCCAAUUUAAGUAAAUCUGUUUCUAAUUUAUAUAGUUCAAGCAAUGACGCCAUUCCAGGAUCUAGCAAAGGUCCAGAGUUGUCAGAAUUGGCUUCAGUAAUGGAAUAUGAUCGCAGCAGGCAAUCAAGAACUUCUCCGAGCUACUUUGACGAGUCUUUUGCUCAAUCUCAUCAUCCAGACACUCCAACCACUGAAUUCAAUCAAUUUUCUCCAUCAAAAAUUUUUGAGCAGUUUCAUACCAAGUCUCGUAGCGUCUCACCCAAUAGACGUUACAUCAAUAUUUUCACAACCGAGGAGCAAGAUUAUUCCAACAUUGAGCCGAGAAAUCUCAAUACCCUGGAGGAAGAAAGCCCGAGUCAAUGUUCAACAGAGCGACCUUUUACAUACGAUGAUUACAAGAAAAUAAAUUAUAAUCCUGGAAGACUGUUGAUUGUCGAAGAUGACGAAGACAAGGAUUCAUCAAGCAUGAUUGUUGAACUGAGUUAG
Cotesia glomerata is the source of this 2263-nucleotide messenger RNA. RefSeq lists its product as uncharacterized. Bases 209 to 2263 code for a protein of 684 amino acids. Lineage: Eukaryota; Metazoa; Arthropoda; Insecta; Hymenoptera; Braconidae. The transcript has 2 exons. The record is from RefSeq and is a predicted model, not a curated record.